ACUUACUAUCGUAAGCUGUGGCUGGUAUUUGUGUAAUAAGAAUAGCAUCACACAGAUUACAAUAUGCACUAUGGCCUUGGUGGUUGACGACACCUUAUCAAUUAGUAGGGUCAUACUGUUAUCGUCUCGAACGUAUUUUUAGAACACUUCUAGUUGUUAGUUGUUACCCCACAAGGAACAUUCCUCAAAAAUGGUGCUCUCAAUGGAACGUUGGGUUGGAAAAGUUGCCGUAGUAACGGGGGCGAGUGCCGGAAUCGGCGCGGCGAUUGUAAAAGAGCUGGCCGAAAAAGGAGUGAAGGUGGUCGGCUUGGCGAGGCGCAAGGAAAAGAUCGACGAAAUUGCGAAGUCUGUAAAAACUGGCAAGAUUUAUGCGGUUAAAGCCGACAUCAGUAAGGAAGAGGAUAUUUUAAGCAGCUUCGAAUGGAUCAAGAAAAACGUGGGCCCGAUCAGCAUACUCAUUAAUAAUGCCGGGAUUAAACGUAACACCAACCUCACCGAUGGUAACACCGAGCAGUGGAGGGAAACCUUCGACACGAACGUCUUGGGAUUGUGCAUCGCCACACGGGAGGCUGUUAAGGAUAUGAGAGCUAACAAGAUCGAUGGCCAUAUUAUUCAUAUAAACAGCUUGGCAGGUCACCGAGUAUCCACCAGAGUUGUUACCAACGUCUACCCGGCCACCAAGUUCGCGGUAACAGCCCUCACUGAGACCCUAAGACAGGAAUUAAAUUCUAUCGGAAGUAAAAUUAAAAUUUCUAGUAUAAGUCCGGGAGCUGUUCGAACUGACUUCAGAACGGCAUCUAAUCUUGUUGAAGAUGAGAAGGUAUUAAGCAAGUCGCCUUAUUUGGAACCAAAGGAUGUAGCUGAUGCAGUUGUUUAUGUUCUAUCUACUCCUCCACAUGUUCAAAUUCAUGACCUACUAAUGCACCCAGUGUAAAUUGAGUUGUUUUGGUUACUUUCAAAUUAAAUUGUGGUUGCAGUGC
Molecule: messenger RNA, 980 nt
Organism: Photinus pyralis (common eastern firefly)
Lineage: Eukaryota; Metazoa; Arthropoda; Insecta; Coleoptera; Lampyridae
Product: farnesol dehydrogenase-like
Exons: 3
Coding region: 191-934 (247 amino acids)
Molecular function (GO): oxidoreductase activity
Source: RefSeq, a predicted model, not a curated record